ACCUGUGCAAGACUGAAGGGGAGGAGCCGGUACACCUGUGAAAGACUGAAGGGGAGGAGCCGAUACACCUGUGCAAGACUGAAAGGGAGGAGCUGUUACACCUGUGCAAGACUGAAGGGGAGGAGCUGGUACACCUGUGCAAGACUGAAGGGGAGGGGCCAGGGAGGAGCUGUUAAACCUGUGCAAGGCUGAAGGGGAGGAGCUGUUACACCUGUGCAAGACUGAAGGGGAGGAGACGGUACACCUGUGCAAGACUGAAGGGGAGGAGACGGU
Molecule: messenger RNA, 273 nt
Organism: Staurois parvus
Lineage: Eukaryota; Metazoa; Chordata; Amphibia; Anura; Ranidae
Source: the annotation of a GenBank genome assembly